Molecule: messenger RNA, 864 nt
Organism: Thelazia callipaeda (thelaziosis nematode)
Lineage: Eukaryota; Metazoa; Nematoda; Chromadorea; Rhabditida; Thelaziidae
Source: the annotation of a GenBank genome assembly
AUGUCGUAUAUUCCAACAGUAAGUGUGACAAGUGCCGCCGCUGCGGCAAAUAUGAGUUCCGCGGCAAAUAUGGCGGCUGCGGCAUACUUUAAAAAUGGUCCUUAUGCAGCUGCACCGCACAUGUCUGGUGCUGCACUUGGAUUUACCACAGCUCCAGCGCAUAAUUUUUUGCCUGGUGGUAUGGGUUAUAUUGGGAAUUCUCUGGCGGAUUGUCAAACUGCUGGUAUUACUGCUUGGAAUGCAACUCAAGCGGCUAGAAAACAGCGCCGUGAACGUACAACUUUUACUCGAAUACAGUUAGAAGUUUUGGAAAAUUAUUUUUCUAAAACACGUUAUCCGGAUAUAUUCAUUCGUGAAGAAAUUUCUUUAAAAAUUCAACUUCCUGAAUCACGUGUUCAAGUAUGGUUUAAAAAUCGACGUGCUAAGGCACGUCAACAAAAGAAAGCAACAAAACAUGAAGUGACAUCAAACGUGGUUUCAGCGUGUAAUACAGACGGAAGUUCAUGCAGUAAAGCAACUUCUGCGGAUAUUCGAAAUGCUAGCAGUUGUAAUGUUGAAGUAAAAACCGAAGAGUCUAAUGAACAGGGUGUAUCUGAACAAAGGAAUUCACCACUUGAUAUCGAUUCGUCAAAACUUACUGUGAUACCUACACCUUACUUUGGCACCAUACCACCAUCAACAGCUUACGCAUCUCAAGCUACUUUCCCCCAGGGAUAUGGUAGGAGAUCAGAUUUCUUCCUGAAUAGUAACAGCUACGGUGGCUAUCAAGCUACAGUACCAACACCAAUGGAAUAUUUUCAGUAUCCUACCGGUGCAGCAACGUAUGCAGCAGCUGCCGAUCCAUGGAAAUUCAUGAAUCAGUGA